Messenger RNA from Paramecium octaurelia, 2199 nucleotides. Lineage: Eukaryota; Ciliophora; Oligohymenophorea; Peniculida; Parameciidae. The record is from the annotation of a GenBank genome assembly.
GAUGAUGAAAAAAUCUUCAGAAUGUAAGAAUCAAUUAGUAUUCAAGUUUUUAAGAAAGUGGAUAUUUUUGGGUAAAACAUACAAUUGAAUUUUAAUGGAGAGAAUCAGUACCAAACUGCAGUUGGUGGGCUAUUCUCUCUUGCAAUUAUUGCUGUUAUAGGAUUCUUCUUUCAAUAGAACAUCGUUAACUUUUUGAACAGAGAUGUAAUAAAUCUGAACACUCAGACAAUCUUCGAUUCCAAUCCAGAUAGAAUAGAAUUAAACGACAACAAUUAUAUGUUCGCGAUCGCAGUUGAAUAACCUGAAUUCAACACUUAGCCUUUUUUCAACCUCACUCUCAAAUAACGCAGAUACAUAAGAUCUUCGGAUGGAACCAUAAACAAAAGUGAUACUUUCAUCGAUCUCAUCCCAUGCACUGAAGAUCGGUUCCAAAACAUUUUUAAGAAUUAGAAUUUCACCCCCCAGUUUUCUUCGCUCAAUCUCUAGGAAUGGUUAUGUCCUCAAUAUAACUACUCUAUCAUAUUAAGUGGCGGUUACACAAGUGACCUUUUUGAGUUCGUCAAAAUAGCCGUGAGCGACUGCUCCAAUAAUACAGCAUCCAAUUCCCUCUUGUCUUGGAAACCCCAAUGUGCAAGUUCCCAAACCAGAGACAAAUAUCUCUAGCAAGAGCGUUCUUUUAGAAUCAAAAUGUAAGUUGUUCUUUACUCAAUUUUAGGUACAUGACUAAUAUUGUAAUCAACCCAUUACAAGUGUAGAAUAUGUCCCAAGUCUUUUUGGACGAUGAGUCCUUUUUCUCCUUCCUGAUUCAAACAGGCACCGAAACCGAUGUCUUUUAUCAGAAAUACAACAUCACCACCGACGACAACAUUUUCCCCUAUCUCAAAGAACUGCAGGAAAACGUCUUCAAUGUGAAAAAAGCCGGAGACUUCAAAACCAGCACUGUACAAAACAACGGACAACAAUAUUCAGCCAUCUACAUGAGGAGAAGUCCCUACACCUACGUUAUCAAAAGGGAUUUCUAGGAUAUUGCAGAUUUACUCUCUUAUCUUGGAGGAUUUGCAAAUAUCGUUGCUCUUAUCUUCGGAGUCCUCAUCAAAUCCUAUAACAAAUCUAGAUGUAACUGUUUGGUUCAUUUCUCUAGUCAUGAUAGACUUGGCCAAUUAGAUUUACGAUUUUCCAAUUAAGAAUGAUACUCAAGCAGAAACUCAACAGAGAAGAGAAAUCAAGAAAACCAUAGCCAGGGCUAAAAGCAGAACCAUCAUUAUUAAUAAACAAUAAGAAUAACCUUAAGAUCAAGAUCUGUAAUCUCAAAUGCAAUCUCCUAAAUACACGCUAAAUUAAAAAUUAAUCUUGAAUGAUACAACGAAAAAAGAAGACCAAUAUGCAUCCAAACAGGAUGAAAUAUACCCAGCCAAGACAGAAUUAAUCAUUACCCAUCGACAAGAAGAAUAGCGUUUAUUCUAGUAAGAACAAGAAUAAAUUAUUAAAUAACUUGGAAUUAGUGAUCGAAAGAGUUACUUAACUCAGUAAAUCUAAAAGAUAUUAAAUCGAAGCAAACCCAUUCUAUUCAACUAUAAAUAUAUUCUCUCCAGUAUCUUUUGCUCUAAAUUAUUUUCGGAUCGCAACAGCAUUCUUCUCCAAAAAGCCAUGUAAGUGCAGUUUAUAGACAAUUUAGAUAAAAGAUUAAUAAAGAUUUGGAUCUCUGCGUUAUCAUCGACAAAGUCAAAGAAAUUAACCUAUUGAAAGAACUCUUGUUAACUCAAGAUUAGUUAAUGUUGUUUGAUUUUGCUCCUAAACAGGCGAUCAAUCUUUCGGAAGAACAAUAAUGCAUGACUCGAAGUCUUGUAAGAAGGACCUUGGAGAGUGUCAGAACAAAUUCCACUCAACUGGAAUGCUAUCAUUAAGAUGAAUCACUUAAUGCUUACUAUAAGUUAUUCUAGGUGACAAUGACUAUAUAUAAUGUAGGCCUACGAUCAUAUUCAUUAAUCAUUGCAAUAGAGUAACAAAAUUAAUGAAAAGUUGAUCGAAAAAUUAGGACAAGAAGUCAGAGACAUUUUUGAAGUGUCCCACUUUAUCCAAUGGGAAAAGAGUUAAAUUAAAAUGGACAAAGAGGACGUUUAAUGUGAUUCCGUUAAUUCAGAUCCCCUUUCCAUUAAUAAUAUUGAAUAAAUAAAGAUCAAUUUGAAAGUCAAGUAGUGA